CAGGAAGCCUCGGUUUGGCAAGCAAGUCGGGCUGGAUGUCGAGCGAACUGUUUUUGCUGGCGUUAGAGCACACUGUGAGACAUACGAAGUGCUCGAAGGAGGAGCCAAUUCUCUUGAUACUCGACAAUCAUGAAAGCCAUGUGAGCAUCAACACCAUCAACAAGGCCAAAGAGAGCGGAGUCAUCCUGCUGACCUUUCCCCCACACUGUAGCCACCGCCUGCAGCCACUUGAUGUGUCCGUGUACGGACCAUUUAAAUCUCGGUACAACGCUGCUUGCAAUGAUUGGCUCAUAAAUAACCCCGGGAAGACCAUCUCCAUCCACAAUGUUGCACAACUAGUUGAAUCCGCCUACGUAUUAACGGUGACACAAAAGAACAUAAUCUCGGGCUUUCAGAAAACUGGAAUUUGGCCUUUCAAUAGCGAGCCCUUCACUUCGGAUGACUACAUGAUGUCAUCAGUCACUGACAGACCCUUAACGUCCGUAAGCGGAGAAGUGUCACGACAGACGGCCACCAUCACCGGGAAAACGGACAGCGCAAGCCGACUGGAAAGUGAUUUGAACUUUGAGACAAACGGCCAUGGAGCUUGCAACGUCUCUACAGAUGUCUUCCCACCUACUGUCGCCAACGCAGCCUCGACGUCAACUGCAUCUCCCAGCCGGAUUGUUCCGAGCGACCUUAGGCCCUACCCUAAGGCUGCACCGCGUAAGACAGGGCAAAAAGGAAGGAAGAAAGGUAGGACAAAAGUCCUUACGGAUACACCCGAGAAGCAUGCGAUUGAACAAGAAGCUGCAGAGAGGCUGGCACGACAGAGUCUGAAAAAAAGAGCGCUUAUCACAGCUAAGACUGUCGCCACUACCCGCCCAAAAAAGAAACGGCGACUUCAGAAGGAGUUCAGUUCUUCAAUUGAAGACGACACUGUUGUCGUUGCAUUUGAUGAUUCAGACAGUGACAUGUCGGGUUCCGAUAAUGAGAGGCGGGACAUUUCUGAGGCCGAUUGCCCAAACAAAACUUUUCAAGUGACAAAAGGCGAUUUUGUCCUUGUCAGAUUUGGUAUGAAAAAAUCUGACAUUUAUUACACGGGUAGAGUCGAAAGUAGUGACAAUACUGACGUCAGUGUCCAGUUCCUUCGAAAGAAAGAAGAGAGCUCAAAGUUUUACUUUCCUCCGCAGAAAGAUAUAGGGACUGUGCCAAUAACGGAUAUUGUGAAGAAGCUGCCAGCGCCAAAAACUAUUGGGGGAACGAAGCGCCUGCAAGCUUGCUUCAAGUUUGAUGUGGAACUAUCGGCUUUUAAUGUCCGCUGA
Ixodes scapularis (black-legged tick) is the source of this 1304-nucleotide messenger RNA. RefSeq lists its product as uncharacterized. Gene Ontology annotation, cellular component: nucleus. NCBI's taxonomy places the organism in Eukaryota, Metazoa, Arthropoda, Arachnida, Ixodida, Ixodidae. The record is from RefSeq and is a predicted model, not a curated record. The transcript has a single exon. Gene Ontology annotation, molecular function: DNA binding. Bases 36 to 1304 code for a protein of 422 amino acids.